This is a messenger RNA of Suncus etruscus (white-toothed pygmy shrew), 2699 nucleotides long. RefSeq names its product molybdenum cofactor sulfurase (gene MOCOS). The record is from RefSeq and is a predicted model, not a curated record. The transcript has 15 exons. Gene Ontology annotation, biological process: Mo-molybdopterin cofactor biosynthetic process. Gene Ontology annotation, molecular function: molybdenum cofactor sulfurtransferase activity; molybdenum ion binding; pyridoxal phosphate binding. Bases 25 to 2688 code for a protein of 887 amino acids. Lineage: Eukaryota; Metazoa; Chordata; Mammalia; Eulipotyphla; Soricidae.
CCCGGGCGGCGGGGCGGCGGGGCCAUGGACGGCGGCGCGGCGCGGCCCGGGUGCGAGCCGCUGAGCUUCGCGCGGUUCCUGGACUCGAGCGCGCAGCGACUGUCCGGCUACGGCUACGGCUCCGGCGGCGGCUCGGGCCGGCGCAGCCUGAGCGAGCUGCGGGAGCGCGAGUUCGGCCGCCUGGCAGGGACCGUCUACCUUGACCAUGCGGGAGCCACCUUGUUCCCUCAAAGCCAGCUUACAAACUUCACAAAGGAUCUCCUGGAAAAUGUUUACGGGAACCCUCACAGUCAGAACAUCAGCAGCAAACUCACGCACGACACGGUGGAGCAGGUGCGCUAUAGGAUCCUGGCUCACUUUCAUACCUGCCCUGAGGAAUACAGCGUCAUCUUCACAGCAGGCACCACGGCUGCUCUCAAGCUAGUGGCUGAGGCCUUCCCAUGGGUGUCCCCAGGUUCUGGGCACAGCGGAAGCUGCUUCUGCUACCUCACCGACAGCCACACCUCCGUGGUAGGCAUGAGGGAGGUCACCAAGGCCCUGGGCGUGCCUUCAAUCCCGGUCAGCCUCGAGGACAUGGACUCAGCUGAAAAACAGAGCCCGGACACGGGAGAUCCUGACUGCCAGGUGCCGCAUCUCUUCUGCUACCCAGCUCAGAGUAACUUUUCAGGAACCAGGUACCCGCUCUCCUGGAUUGGAGAGGUCAAGUCUGGCCAGAGGCAGCCAACCAGUGUGCCUGGAAAGUGGUUCGUGCUCCUGGACGCGGCCUCCUUUGCCAGCACUGCACCCCUGGACCUGUCUGUCCACCCGGCCGACUUCGUGCCCCUCUCCUUCUACAAGAUCUUCGGCUUCCCUACUGGCCUGGGUGCAUUGCUGAUCCGGAACCCCGUGGCCUCACUGCUGAGAAAGACCUACUUCGGGGGUGGCACAGCAGCCACAUAUCUGGCUGGAGAAGAUUUCUACGUCCCCAGGCAGGCAGUGGCCGAGAGGUUUGAAGAUGGCACCAUCUCGUUUCUUGAUGUGAUAGCUCUAAAACAUGGAUUUGAUGCCCUGGAACGCCUCACUGGUGGGAUGGAGCACAUCAGACAGCACACGUUCACCCUGGCCCAGUAUACCUACACCGCUCUCUCUGCACUUCAGUACCCCAAUGGAGCCCCCGUGGUACGAAUCUACAUUGACUCUGGCUUUGAAAGCUCUGAGGUCCAGGGUCCAAUCAUCAAUUUUAAUGUGCUUGAUGAGCUAGGCAAUGUCCUUGGCUACUCAGAGGUGGAUAAGAUGGCCAGUCUUUACAACAUCCAGGUGCGAACCGGCUGCUUCUGUAACACAGGCGCCUGCCAGCGACACCUGGGGAUAAGCAAUGAGAUGGUCAAGAAGCACCAUCAGGCUGGUCAUGUCUGUGGAGACAAUGUGGAUCUCGUGGAUGGGCAGCCAACAGGCUCUGUGAGGAUUUCCUUUGGGUACAUGUCCACACUGGAGGAUGCCCAGGCAUUUCUCAGGUUCAUCAUUGCCACCAGACUGUGCCCACCCACUGGACGGCUUCUCCUGCAGGCCCCUGUGGGAGAGGCUGGAGCCAGAGCCGUGGAUGUCAAGACUGCUGCCCUAGACACUCGCAGCCUGUCACCUCAGGAAGAUGUGUGUUUAGAUGCCGGGGCCGGCAAUGACUUAUCCUCAGUGGAGACCCAUGAUGUGUGCCCAUCUCUGCCCGAGGACCCUGGUACCCAGCAGGCCCCUCUAAAGAGAGUUGUAGGAGUCAUGGAGGAGGGCACCCAUGUCAUCACCAAUCUUUAUCUCUACCCUAUCAAAUCCUGCGCUGCCUUUGAGGUGACGAGUUGGCCUGUAGGAAGCCAAGGUCUGCUGUAUGACCGGAGCUGGAUGAUCGUGAAUCACAAUGGCAUUUGCCUGAGUCAGAAACAGGAGCCCCGGCUCUGCCUGAUCCAGCCCUUCAUUGACUUGCAGCGAAGGAUCAUGGUCAUCACAGCCCAAGGGAUGGAUCCUAUCGAGGUGUCUCUGGAGGAAAACAGUGAACAGGUUCCGAUUUGCCAAAGCAAAGUCUGUGCAGACAGGGUAAAUACUUAUGAUUGUGGAGAAAAAAUUUCAAACUGGUUAUCAAAGUUUUUUGGCCGUCCAUGUCAUUUGAUCAAACAAAGUUCAGACUUUCAAAGAAACGCAAAGAAGAAACACAGCAAAGAUCAACCUCCCGGAACAACAGCUCCUCUUUCUCUGGUGAAUGAGGCCCAGUAUCUGCUGAUAAACAGAUGCAGUGUUUUGGAACUUCAGCGGCAAUUAAAUGCCAGUGAUGAGAAUGGAAAGCAUGGCUCAUUCCCGGAGAACAAUCUCAUCUCACGGUUCCGUGCCAACAUCAUUACCAAUGGAAGCAGGGCUUUCGAAGAAGAGAAAUGGGAUGUGAUUUCCGUUGAUUCCUUGCAACUCCAGGUGGUUGGGCCUUGUCACAGAUGCCAGAUGAUCUGCAUUGACCAGCAAACGGGGCAGCGAAACCAAGAUGUCUUCCAAAAGCUUUCUGAGAGUCGGCAGAGAAAGGUGAACUUUGGCGUGUACUUGAUGCACUCAUCUUUGGAUUUAUCUACUCCGCAUUUCCUAUCUGUUGGAUCUCAGCUGCUUCCUGUACUUAAAGACAGUGUAGAACACCACAAUUUACCUGCGUCUGAAAAAUAUCACCAUGUCACUCUCUAAAAAAAUUUUUA